AAUGAUGAAAAUGGAGACACACCCCUGGUAACUGCGUGUCGUGAAGGACAUGUCGAUGUGGUAAAAUACCUACUGAAAGCAGGGGCUGAUAUCACAGAACAAGAUAAAUUUGGGCACACACCCUUGGUAACUGCAUGUUUUCAUGGACAUAUAAAAGUGGUGGAGGGGUUGGUUAAAGCGAAGGCUAAUGUGAAUCUUCAGGAUGGAGAGGGAAACACACCAUUGGUAGCUGCAUGCCGUAAAGGACAUGUCGGUGUGGUAGACGUUCUAGUGGAAGCAAAGGCUGAUUUAAAGAAAAGCGAUGCAAAUGGAGACACAUCCCUAGAAACUGCAUGUUUUCAUGGACAUAUAAGUGUGGUGGAUGAGUUGGUUAAAGCGAAGGCUAAUGUGAAUCUUCAGGAUGGAAAUGGAAACACACCACUGGUAGCUGCAUGUCGUAAAGGACAUGUCGGUGUGGUAGAAUUGCUAGUGAAUGCUGGGGUUGAUAUCUACAAAUAUGAUGAACAUGGAUACACACCACUGGUAACUGCGUGUCGUAGAGGACAUGUCGGUGUGGUAGAAGUCCUAAUGGCAGCAGGGGCUGAUUUGAAGAAAAGUGAUGAAAAUGGAUACACACCACUGGUAACUGCGUGUCAUGAAGGACAUGUAGAUGUGGUAAAAUACCUACUGAAAUCAGGGGCUGAUAUCACAGAACGUGUCAAAGUUGGUCACACACCACUGGUAACUGCAUGUUUUGAUGGACAUAUAAGUGUAGUGGAUGAGUUAGUAAAGGCGAAGGCUAAUGUGAAUCUUCAGGAUGGAAAGGGAAACACACCAUUGGUAAGUGCAUGUCAUAAAGGACAUGCAAGUGUGGUAGAAUUGCUAGUGAAAGCAGGGGCUGACAUCAACAAAAGUGAUAAAUAUGGGACAAUACCACUAGUAGCUGCAUGUUUGCAUGGACACGCACGUGUGAUGGAUAAGCUGGUGGAAUUAGGGGCUGACGUCAAUCGAAAGCAUGGGACUGGAUACACACCUUUGGGAUAUGCGAGUUUUAAAGGACAUGUGGAUAUGGUGAAAAUGUUAUUGAAAUAUGGCGCCGAUAUAAAUCAACGGGAUACAAAAGGAAGAACAGCAUUAGAAAUUGCAAAUAAAAAUAAAAAUAAGAGGGUGAUAGAGGAGCUAGAGAAGGCUUUCAUCAGUCAUCAAUCUCCUGAAUAGAAGGACUGUAUGCUGCAGCUCCAUGUAAGAGAACAUAUGAUGCUCGUUUGAAUUUUGUAGCAUUGGAGAUAGCAUAACAAUAUUUAUCACAUGUUUACUCCUUUAUCCAGUGGAUAUCACCCAUUAAAUCUUAAUUACUACACUAUGUUUUCCUACACCGUUUGUAGGUCAAAGGCUCGGGGAUAGAAAAGACAACUCUUUGAAAAUAAAUCAUGUCAAACCACGAACCAGGGGAGAUCCUGUAUUCAAUGACAGAUAAAUUUGAUUGAAACUUGCACCAUCCAAAAAUAUGCAACACAUUCACACUUUUUUGUUUUGAAUUUUGUAACGUAACAUCAGAUACUUCGAAAUAUUUUCCAGGAAUGCGUUCUGCGAAAAAUUAUGACACCAUAGUGAAGGAAUCGGAUGUCUAAAGAGAAUACCGGGUUUUUACUGAGCCCAGAGAUUACAUUAACGGAAUAUGCGAUGUCAUUUGGGUCUCUUUAAUUCAUUAACAGUAAUAGACGUAAAUAUAUUCUGUUUCCCACCGAAAACAUCAACGAAUGUGUUAGUCUAGAAUUAUAGCAUAUUACAUUGAAGUAUGGCGAACAUUUAUUAGCUGUAUUUCGGAUGAUACAUGUACAACAAACAGAGGUUUUAUAGGGUUAAACAUAUAGAGUUUUAAAUUAUGGCGAAAUUGCAAACGAUCUGUACCGUUGUAUACUGCCUGCUAACGUCAUGAUAAAAAUAUCGAUAAAUCAGAUGGAUGUAUCAAAGCGUUGUGGUGAAGAAAUAGUUUUCUUGAACUCUUACUCGGGAAUUUCAAUGUAUAUUUCAGUUAUCAUAAAAUGAUUCUGUCACAACACAGGUAGUGCCCAACACUUUUCAAGAACUAAGUUGAGUAAUCUGUUAAUAUCAUGUUGUAUUAUAUAAUAUAGCAUAAGGUAUGAUAUAAGGUAUUAUAUCAUAUAUAUAUAUAUAUAUAUAUAUAUA
This is a messenger RNA of Ostrea edulis (European flat oyster), 2169 nucleotides long. RefSeq names its product ankyrin repeat domain-containing protein 50-like. The annotation marks the transcript as partial. Lineage: Eukaryota; Metazoa; Mollusca; Bivalvia; Ostreida; Ostreidae. Gene Ontology annotation, molecular function: protein binding; transcription cis-regulatory region binding. Gene Ontology annotation, cellular component: nucleus. The record is from RefSeq and is a predicted model, not a curated record. The transcript has a single exon. Gene Ontology annotation, biological process: positive regulation of transcription by RNA polymerase II.